Messenger RNA from Mus pahari (shrew mouse), 3424 nucleotides. It is a transcript of the gene Pbxip1, whose product is annotated as PBX homeobox interacting protein 1. NCBI's taxonomy places the organism in Eukaryota, Metazoa, Chordata, Mammalia, Rodentia, Muridae. Bases 105 to 2159 code for a protein of 684 amino acids. The transcript has 10 exons. The record is from RefSeq and is a predicted model, not a curated record.
UCUUCCUGGGCUGGAAACAGGGGAAGGUUGCAACAAGUUAAGCUGAAGACUGAAGCGAGAGCUGGAUCAGGUGGCCACUCUAGCUGCACUGGACCUCCACAACUAUGGCCUCCUGCCCAGACUCAGAUAAUAGCUGGGUGCUUGCCGGCUCUGAGAAUCUGCCUGUGGAGACUCUGGGCCCAGAACCCAGGAUGGACCCAGAAUCUGAGGGAGCCUCCCAGGCCCUUCGGGACUCCUCCAAGGCAGAUGGCAAGGAAUUAGCUGGGACCUUGGAUGGAGAAGAGAAGCUUCUCCAGACGGAAAGUUCCCAGGGUGACAGUACUGUUCUGACAGAGGAGUCUGAGGCCAAGGGCACUCUGGGAGCCGAUGGUCAUGGGACGGAGCCCCCUGGAGACACAGUGGUCCAGGAAGAUUCUCAGGAGACUCCUGUGGUGACGAGCCUCGGACCAGACACACAGGACUUGGAGAAUGAGAUCCAUCCACAGAACCUGCCCUCAAGUCCCAGAGCAGUUUGGAAAGAGCAUCGCUGCUCCAGCAGUGACGAUGACACUGAUAUAGAUGUGGAGGGUCUGCGGAGACGGCGGGGCCGAGAACCCAGCCUACCCCAGCCCGUGGUACCCGUGGAUGUGGAGGACCAGGCCAAGGGCGAGGGUAUAGGUGGAGAGCUGGGCAUCUCUCUCAACAUGUGUUUCCUGGGGGCCCUGGUUCUUCUGGGCCUGGGGAUCCUCCUGUUCUCUGGUGCACUGCUAGAGCCCGAGACUGGGCCCAUGGAGGAAGCCGAGUUGCAGGUCUUUCCAGAAACCGGGCCAGAAACCAAACUGGUAGAGACUGUGGGGAACAGGCAGGCUCAGAAAGAGGAGCUUCAGAGCCUGUUGCACCAGCCCAAAGGGUUGGAGGAGGAGAAUGCCAGGCUCCGGGAAGCCCUGCGGCAGGACAAGACCUCCCACCAGGCCUUAGAGUCAGAACUGCAGCAGCUAAGGGCCCGACUCCAAGGGCUAGAGGCCAACUGUGUCCGGGGAGUGGAUGGGGUGUGUCUCAACUGGGGUGGAGGUCCACAGGAUGGCAAGGCCACUAAAGAACAAGGCCACAAGGGGCAGGAGCCAGACCCCAGCUUAUUGGAGCAGCAUAGGCAGCUCGAGGCGGAGGCCAAGGCCCUAAGGCAGGAGCUGCAGAGACAGUGGCAGCUGCUGGGGUCUGUGCACCGCGACCUGCAGAGGGGCUUGCGGGAUGCUGGCCGGGGAGCCCCAGCUCACGCUGGCCUGGCUGAACUUGGUCACAUGUUGGCCCAGACACUGCAGGGCCUUGAGAACCAGGGUAUCAACACCGGCAGGUCCCCCAAUGACUCGGAGGCCUGGCACCAGAAGAAACCUCACUCCCAGAAUCCCAGGGAGUGGGGUGGGAAGGAGAAGUGGCGCGGUGGGCAGAGGGAUCAGAAGGCUGAGCACUGGAAGCCGAGGAAGGAGGAGUCUGGCCAGGAGAGGAAGAGGAGCUGGAGGGAUGAGGGCAGGGAACACACGGGGCGCUGGAGGGAGGACAGGCUGCGGGCGGACGAAUCGGGGAGCAGAAAGGACGGCAAGCGACAGGACCCCAAGGUACACCCUAGGAAAGAUGGGAACUCCCACUCUGGAGAAAGGCAGAAGCACUCAUGGCAGAAAGACAACACCCCUGACGCCCUGUCUUCCUGGGAGGAGCUGCUGAGGCGCAAGUACCGGCCCCCUCAGGGCUGUUCAGGUGUGGCUGACUGUGCCCGACAGGAGGGCCUGGCCCUCUUUGGUGUGGAGCUGGCCCCCGUGCGGCAGCAGGAGCUGGCCUCUGUGCUGAGAGAAUACUUGGCUCGGCUGCCCUGGGCUGAGCAGUUGACCAAACAGCUGCCCCUCUCACCUGCUUACUUUGGAGAAGAUGGCACCUUCAGGCACGACCGUCUUCGCUUCAGGGAUUUUGUGGAUGCCCUGGAGGACAGCCUGGAGGAGGUGGCACUGAAACAGACAGGCGAUGAUGAUGAAGUGGAUGACUUUGAGGACUUCAUCUUCGGCCACUUCUUUGGAGACAAGGCACUGAAGAAGAGGUCAAGAAAGAAGGAAAAGCACUCCUGGAACCCCAGAGUUGUGGGGCCCAGGGAAGAGCACAGCCGCCAUCCGCACCACUACCACCAAGGCUGAGCCCUGUCCCGCUGCAACAGCCGGCCUUGGCAUGCACCCAGCUCAAGAUGCCUGGAAUUAUGUGACCCUAGCAGCUACGCUCCCACGGUCCAGCGGGCCCCUCCUGGCUCGUUGGUGUCCUUGAAUGUCCUUCACAGAAAAGAGCAACGCACUUGGCCCUGCACUGGUACCACUUUUGCUAAAAAAAAGAAAAAAAGAAAGAAAAGAAAAAAGGCCAUAGUUGGCGCUACUGAACUGUUUAAGCAAACAUAUGCAAAGAUAAAGGCCCUGGGUACUAAGAGACAUGUGGGGCCUGCUGGGAGCCUGCUGGGGAAGACUCUUAUUCUGAAGCCAGAGAGCUAUCCUUUUUUGUGGCUAUCCUGGGUCCACAGCAGAGCUGGACUGCGCUGGAACUGCUGGUUAGAGACUUAGCACCAGACUUGCCUUGGGGUUUUGCUAGCUGUGGAGACAGCUCUCCCUAAGCCCGAGGAGCCCUCACCAUGUCGCCUUGCGGCUUUCACCUCCCCACCUGAGCUGUCCACUGUGGUGGGGCUCUGUCACUUGAGGUGGUCCCUAAAUGCAAGGAACACCUUACAGUCACCACGCUGGUGUUUAGGCACAAUCUAGGCACGGCAUUUGGCCAUCCCCUUCUGCCCUCAGCCUUCCCAUCCAUUCCCCAUGUGCGCCCAUCUUUCCCAAGGAGCCUAGCCUUGAGUCCAGCCACCAAUUGUGUCACAAGCCAGGCAGGGUGGCCUCAAGCCAGGUCAUCCUCCACAGUGUGGUGUUCUUAUCCUCAGAAAGAGAACUGAAGGGAAUGGGGUCAAUAAAGCAAGGAAGCAGAGAUCCUGUUUCUGCCACACAAGAAUUGAUCCCUUUUUUGGAGCGUGCUGUGGAAGGAGGGCAGGGAACACACUAGCCUGGGUCUGCAGAGGUGAGGGAGCCACUAGGUGGUGCUCUGCCCCCACAUUUCUCUAGACUUCUCCCUCCUGCCCCCUGGACCACACCCCACACCCCAGAUCCCCUACCCCACUGACUAGUUCUCAAGAAUUCCCAGAAUCCCCCUGGUUAUUCUUCAGGAACGCCCUGCCCCCCCAGUGCUAACCUCUAUGCCAUUGGUAGCACACUGGGCUUCUAGGUCUGGAACUCUCCCAGGAAUGUAGAGGGCAGUGACCACUCAGGCCAGGUCAAAUAAGGAGGGGAUUAAGGACUGUAGGCUCACUGGGCAGUGGUGGUGCACGCCUUUAACCCCAACACUUGGGAGGCAGAGGCAGGCGGAUUUCUGAGUU